Ailuropoda melanoleuca (giant panda) is the source of this 5908-nucleotide messenger RNA. It is a transcript of the gene ALG9, whose product is annotated as ALG9 alpha-1,2-mannosyltransferase. The record is from RefSeq and is a predicted model, not a curated record. Gene Ontology annotation, biological process: protein N-linked glycosylation. Lineage: Eukaryota; Metazoa; Chordata; Mammalia; Carnivora; Ursidae. The transcript is spliced from 15 exons. Gene Ontology annotation, cellular component: endoplasmic reticulum membrane. Gene Ontology annotation, molecular function: alpha-1,2-mannosyltransferase activity. Bases 103 to 1965 code for a protein of 620 amino acids.
GGUCUUUUGUCCCUCGGCGGACACCGUUGCCAGCCAAAGCUAUGUCUCCGCGCUUGCCGCCUUCGUAGGGUGCCGAAUUGUACCUUUUUCCCCACGCGUGCCAUGGCGAGCCGAGGGGCUCGUCAGCGCCUGAAGGGUAGCGGGGGCAGCGGUGGGGACACGGUCUCGGCCGCGGACAAGCUGCGGGAGCUGCUGUGCAGCCGUGAGGCGAGCGGCGCGGAGCCCCGGACCGAGUUAUCUGGGAACAAAGCAGGACAAGUCUGGGCACCUGAAGGAUCUACUGCUUUCAAGUGUCUGCUCUCAGCAAGGUUAUGUGCUGCUCUCCUGAGCAACAUCUCUGACUGUGAUGAAACAUUCAACUACUGGGAACCAACACACUACCUCAUCUAUGGGAAGGGGUUUCAGACUUGGGAAUAUUCCCCAGUUUAUGCAGUUCGCUCCUAUGCUUACCUGUUGCUUCAUGCCUGGCCAGCUGCAUUUCAUGCAAGAAUUCUACAAACUAAUAAGAUUCUUGUCUUCUACUUUUUACGAUGUCUCCUGGCUUUUGUGAGCUGUAUCUGUGAACUUUACUUUUACAAGCACUCUUCUGAGCACUUUUCCAUGCGUUGUCCUCACAGAAGUCUGAAAAAGGCUGUGUGCAAGAAGUUUGGGCUGCAUGUGAGUCGAAUGAUGCUAGCCUUCUUGGUUCUUAGCACUGGCAUGUUUUGCUCCUCAUCAGCCUUCCUUCCUAGCAGCUUCUGUAUGUAUACCACGUUGGUAGCCAUGACUGGCUGGUAUAUGGACAAGACUUCUGUUGCUGUGCUUGGAGUAGCUGCUGGAGCUAUCUUAGGCUGGCCAUUCAGUGCUGCUCUUGGUUUACCCAUUGCCUUUGAUUUGCUGGUCAUGAAGCACAAGUGGAAGAGUUUCUUUCAUUGGUCUCUGGUGGCCCUAAUACUCUUUCUGGUGCCUGUGGUGGUCAUUGAUAGCUACUACUAUGGGAAACUGGUGGUUGCACCACUGAACAUCGUCUUGUACAAUGUCUUUACUCCUCAUGGACCUGAUCUUUACGGUACGGAACCCUGGUAUUUCUAUUUGAUGAAUGGAUUUCUUAAUUUUAAUGUAGCCUUUGCAUUGGCUCUCCUGGUCUUACCACUAACUUCUCUCAUGGAAUACCUAUUGCAGAGAUUUCAUGUUCAGAAUUUAGGCCACCCAUAUUGGCUUACCUUGGCUCCAAUGUAUAUUUGGUUUAUAAUUUUCUUCAUCCAGCCUCACAAAGAGGAGAGAUUUCUUUUCCCUGCAUAUCCACUUAUAUGUCUCUGUGGUGCUGUGGCCCUCUCUGCGCUUCAGAAAUGUUACCACUUCGUGUUUCAGCGAUACCGCCUGGAACAUUACACGGUGACAUCGAACUGGCUGGCAUCGGGAACACUCAUCCUGUUUGGGCUCUUGUCCUUUUCUCGCUCUGUGGCCCUGUUCAAAGGGUAUCAUGGGCCCCUUGAUUUGUAUCCAGAAUUUUACCGAAUUGCCACGGACCCAACCAUCCACACCGUCCCAGAAGGCAGGCCUGUGAACGUCUGUGUAGGAAAGGAGUGGUAUCGCUUUCCCAGUAGCUUCCUUCUGCCUGAUAAUUGGCAGCUUCAGUUCAUUCCAUCAGAGUUCAGGGGUCAGUUACCAAAACCUUUUGCGGAGGGACCACUGGCCACUCGAAUUGUUCCUACUGACAUGAAUGACCAGAACCUGGAGGAGCCAUCCAGAUACAUCUUCAAGGCUGCUGCGGGCAUUCUAUGUCCCCUUCCUGUCAGAUCAGUAUACAGCAUAUGCAAACUAUACCAUCCUCAAACCCCGGAAAGCAAAGCAAAUCAAGAAGAAAAGCGGAGGUUAGCAACACGCCUCUGGCCCCAAAGGACGACCAUCCUGUUAACUAGUGAUUGCACUGACAGGACUCCCUCCAAGUCAUCAUUUGUAACAUUUGUAAUAAAGGCUGUCUGACAUGGAUGCUGGAAUCUGGGUGCUUUAGGCUGGUCAGAGUCAUUCACGUUCACGUCUUGCCUGUGUCUCUGUUCUGCAUGUGAACUUUUUGCAGCUGGGCAGAAAAAGGCCCUAAAGUCUGGUAGAUAUGUAGCUCUACAUCUUACUGUUUUUCUUCUGUUCAAUUAUUUACUAGAGCGGAGAAGAGCAGAACCACCUUACAAGAAGAAUUGAAAAUCCCUGAACUAGAUGGCUGCGUUAAACUGUUCUCCAUACUCUGCCUGGCAUCUGAGAACUAGCAAGCCUCUUUUGGGCCAUAUGGGCUUCUCCACCAAAGCUGUCUGGCAGCUUCUAGCAGACCUUGUUCAAAUCCUAGUGCUGAAAAUGAGCACAGCCUAAUUGCCAACCUACAUGUCCUUUUCACCUUGUGCAAGACUAAGCUUCUCUAAAGCACUUCACAGGACUAGGACCCUGUCCUGGAGAUAUCUCAGGAAAAAGGCUACCAUUUGAGGAACUGUAACCUAAUUUCAUUAUAUAGGAUGCCUCUUAUUUUCAUUUCCUUUACAACAAACUGUAACCAUAUUUUCUUUAAGUUUUAGCAUGCUGUUUCUUGAAUUCAAGACUUCUCUGUAUAAAGGUAUCAACAGACCAGACCAUAAUUGUAUAGGACAUAUUUGGAGAAAAUUAAUUCUAUCAUUUGGUAGGUUUGGACGACCUCACAUUUUUAAGUAAUGUAUUCUGAGGCCAUUUCUGGGGAAAUUAAGAAUUUCCCCUUUUUUAACAACUCGAGUGGAAAAGGCCAGUGUAUAUUUAUAGCACCUAUUUUUGAGUCUAUCUGUUGCAAAGCACAUUCUGCAUGGGGCACUUCUAGUCAAACGGGCAAUUGAGGACCUAAUUAAAAUGUAGUAAGUAAAUACUGUUACUUUACAUACAGUAUUCCACAGUUUACAAAGCACUUUCACAUUAUGUCAUUUGGUCCUCACAGUCACGACGUGAGGCAGAGAAGGCAAGUGGUUUUAUUCCCAUUUUACAGAUAAUGACUUUGGCGUGGGGGGUGGGGAAGGCCAAGUGGUAUGCCCAAGGUCACAUGAUCAGGCAGUAACAGAGCUAGGACUGGAACCUGGGUUCCCUAACUGCUCCCCUAGUGCUCUUCCAUACUUCCUCUCUUGACUCUGAAGACAUGACUUGGAAGAAUGAUGAUGUUGGCCAGAGACCUGCUUGUUAAAGUAACUUUCUAUUUUAAGGAAGACUUUUCUCUGUAUUUCUUUGAGUUCUUCAGAGCCUCCACUGUGCCUGUCAGACCAUUACAGUAGCACCCCGCAAUGCAGCCCAGCCUGUGGCAGGAAAGUAGUGCUCAUGUUUGGAAGCCCUGCUCCUUUGCGGCCCCACAGGAUCUCCUAUCAAUUGCAUGCACACGUAGGCCAUCUGGGGUCUGUUCUAGGUGCCUUAUUUCCCUCGAGGUAAUUGUGUCUAGUAUCUGCAAAUGGAACGACGCUAUUUUCCAGAGGUUUCAUCUUUCGUUUUUCAAAGAGAAGGGCUUUCCAACAGGAACUGAUCCCAAGAGAGGAGAAGAGAAGUCAUAGGGGAAGAAAUGGCUGGUUCCCACAUGACAAGUCUCCUCUUCGGGAUCCGUCUAAUGGAAUUUCUGAGGUUGAAGUGCUGGAGAGGAACUCGGUCUAGACAGUUUAGAACCAAUUGGAGAGUGAAGAUAAGCCAGGGUCCCACCUGCUGCUUUAAAGGUUUCUGGCAUUUAACCAUCAGUACUUGGUUCCUGCUUUCCGAGCCAAAUAUUGGCACCUGUGGUCUGACUACAGGGUAGAGAAUUUUUGGUGAAAGAUCUUGUCCUACCUGCAGGAACAGUGUACUGUCUUUCACAGUGGCUAAAGCCCUCUACUUUUUGCAAAAGUGGUGAAUGAGUCCCAUCACGGAGGUCCAGGGUGAGUAGCUGUUAUCCUAAUCUGAGUGAUAAAGUGAUGGUCUGUUUUAUCAUCUUGCAUGUUUAAAAAAAAAAAAAAAGCCUUCUGAUUAAGAAUUUCCUGUAACAGAGCACAAAAAAGGUCACAAUUGAUCCAGGGAUUCCUUGGGAAUAUCUGUUCCUAUCCUUUUUAAGACCUGGUCUUGGUUUCCUCUAUUCUAGGUCCAUCUUAGUGAGAGCGCAAUAGAUUGCGGGACCCUGUGCCAAAUGCUAUGGGUAAGGGAUAUAAAGAUGAAUGUCUUUUGUUGUGAAAAUGAGUAUUUCUCGUGUGAUGUUAUAUAACCACAUUUAAGAAAAAUCUCCAUCUCGGGGCGCCUGGGUGGCACAGCAGUUAAGCAUCUGCCUUCGGCUCAGGGCGUGAUCCCGGCGUUCUGGGAUCGAGCCCCACAUCAGGCUCCUCUGCUGGAAGCCUGCUUCUUCCUCUCCCACUCCCCCUGCUUGUGUUCCCUCUCUCGCUGGCUGUCUCUCUCUCUGUCGAAUAAAUAAAUAAAAAAUCUUAAAAAAAAAAAAAAAUCUCCAUCUGAACAAUACAGGGAGGCUGGCUUUGCCUGGGAAAAAGAGUUUCAAGAUACCUGGUCACACAAGCAUUUCUCUUCUAGAGAACCGGUGUUUAGCAUGAGCUGCUAUAAGCUCUGCUUACCAUAAGGAUGGAGUCUCUGAGGCACGUGUUUCUCCACAGGUUGUUGAGUAUUGAAGAAUGAAGGACUACAGAUGAUUUGUAAGAAUCUUUGAUUAUGGAGCUGAGCAAGGGAGUGGGUGUACUUGGCAGUUUCAGGGCUUUCUGAUCUCUAAAGUUUAUUUAUUUUUUAGUUAUCUCUUUGUGGGGCUCAGACUCACAACCCUGAGAUCAAGAGUCACAUGCUCUUCUGAUUGAGCCCACCAGGUGCCCCCCCGAUUUCUAGAUCUUAAGCAGCCUUAUCUGAACCCCAGAUCUUAAGACACUGAGCCCCAUUGCUGAACCAGACACUGUAGUAAGCAUCUGUUAUCAAAGUGUGCAUAUCACCUGCCAGGGGAUAUGCACACUUUGAUAAAAGACCAGUCACUUUAAUCACAGAAAAUGGGAAUCCAUAUUCUUUAUUAUUGAAUUCAAGUUUAGAAACAGAUUGUUCUAAAUCAAGGUGGCUCUUGAUCUCAACCAUUUAUUUGGGUCAUUUUUCCUAGUUCGGAGUUCUGGGAAAAAGCCUUAAAAACUCAUGUGAUUUUAUAGCAUUAGAUCUGGAGUGACUGUUGGGGCAAAGCACCAAUGGCAAUCCUUUAUUGUGUGUUGCAUUUCAUGGGGUUUAUUGAAAUAAUUCACUGUGAUUAUGCUGUCAUCUAUCCAGUAUCAGGCAGCUCUGCUUUUAAUUAAGCUGUUUUCUCUGAAGAGGGAAAAGAGGCACAAUUUCAUCUUUGCUUCCACAGCCUAUUAAAGCUUGUGUGUUAAUUCAUUCUUCAGUUACCACAUGAAAUGCCUUGAGUAAAUGGAUAGAUGGACAUGUGCUCAGCUUUGUUCUUUGGCAACAGAUCAGGCUUCCUUAUGGCUUUGUUGAAUUUCAGAGGCCCUCUGGUAUUUUGGUAAAUCUAGAUGAAUGUUGCCUUUACUUUUCCCAAUAUAUACGACCAUGUAAUUCGUGCUGCACGUGAAAUCAGGAAGCAGUGCAGUGUUGAAGCAAGAGUCUUGUCCCAUUCAUUUGUCUUCCUGAUCCCUGUACUUUAUCUCACUUGUCAGUGUUUAUAUUACAAACAUGUAUUUUCUGUAAAAGAAAAAGUUAAAUAAAUCUUGGCAAUUUGAUUUUCCUGUUCUUAGGGUGAUAUUUUCUCUUUUGCAUCUAGCUUUUAAAUCUUUGGUGGAGAUUGAAACUCAGCUCCUCCCACCUCCCCCACUCUGACCCUUCAGCUUAUAGACCUGCCUUCCCCAGGCUAAAUAGCCUGGAAUGUUUAUUCUGAAAACUGUAGGAAGAAGCCUUUGUUUGUGAAAGCCCAUGAGGGUUAGUGUUAUUGUACUUGUCG